Nicotiana tabacum (common tobacco) is the source of this 522-nucleotide messenger RNA. Its product is annotated as chaperone protein dnaJ 20, chloroplastic-like. Gene Ontology annotation, cellular component: chloroplast. NCBI's taxonomy places the organism in Eukaryota, Viridiplantae, Streptophyta, Magnoliopsida, Solanales, Solanaceae. The record is from RefSeq and is a predicted model, not a curated record.
AUGGAGAUAUUACCAAUGAAGAUGAAUAACUAUAAGGUGGGGAUUUUUCCUAUAUUUAUUCAUGAGAAAGGUGGAAAGAACAAACACAUGAAGGGUAGUAAUCAACUGAAAAUUAGGGCAAAUAUGCAGACGAAGAAAUCCAAUAGUAAUUUCUAUGAAGUGCUUUCUCUCCGUUCAACAAAUGUAGGGUUUGAAGAGAUAAAGAAAGCUUAUAGAUGCAUGGCUCGUCAAUACCAUCCUGAUAAUUGCCAUAAUUCAAAUAAAGAAGAAUCCACGAGACGAUUUAUUGAGCUGAGAAAAGCAUAUGAAACUCUUUCUGAUCCAAUUUCACGUCAAAUUUAUGAUUAUGAGGUGAGUUUAAUGGAUUCUUUUGAGAGUGAAGUGAUUUGGAGACAAUCUAAGGAAAAUAGGGAGACAGUUUUCACUAAGGAGGUGUGGGAAAGACAGCUUGAUGGGUUGAGAAGACGAUCUUGUAAUAGAAUGGAGAAAAAGAAAAGUAUGUUCAGCUCGAAAUUAAACUAA